Messenger RNA from Porites evermanni, 382 nucleotides. NCBI's taxonomy places the organism in Eukaryota, Metazoa, Cnidaria, Anthozoa, Scleractinia, Poritidae. The record is from the annotation of a GenBank genome assembly.
AUGAGGAUUACAAGAUGUUGUGGGAUUUUAGUAUAUGAACAGACCAUAAAAUUGAGGCUAGGAGACUGGACCUAUUGAUCAUCAACAAAAAAGAGAACAACUGACAAAUUAUAGACGUCAGCAGGCAAUUUCGGACAAUGGAAGGGUGAGAACAAAAGAGGAUGAGAAAGAAGAAAAAUAUCAAGAUCUCGCUAGAGAAAUCCGAAAGAUGUGGGGCGUAAGGACAAAGGUGAUACCCAUAGUAGUGGGGGCAGUGGGGAAAAUACCACUGAGGUUAAAAGAAAAUCCGAGGACCAUAGGUGUCGACACAUCCAUUGAACUGAUUCAGAGAUGUGUACUUUUGGGGUCAGCAAGGAUACUUAGGAAAGUGUUGGAGAUGUAG